GUUUGUUUGUUUACCUCGUAGGCAGAGAGCUGGCUGAAUGAACAGGCCCAGAAGGAAGGAUGGAGCAAAGCCAACAAACUUGAAGGCCGUAAAGCCAAGGAGGGUCUGAUGGGUCUGUUUGUUGGCGAUCAGGCAGCUGUUAUGGUAGAGGUGAACUGCGAGACAGACUUUGUUGCCCGCAAUGAGAAGUUUCAGCAGCUGGUUAAAGAUGUGGCGUUGGCUGCAUUGGCUCAUCACCAAAACAAAACCGAAAGCAAGGCUGGAUAUGUCAAGAGUGUCCUGCAGAGUGAGGAAUUAGGUCGGAUCUCUGUGAGUGAAGGAGCAUCACUUACUGACAAUGUGGCUCUUGCAAUAGGUCGCCUAGGGGAGAAUAUGUCAGUCAAUCGUGCAGUGACGAUCAGCGUCCCUGCUGAGUGGCACAUCGGCUCCUACGUGCACGGGAAUGUGAGCGGUCAAACUCAGGUGUCCAUGGGACGAUACGGAGCCCUGAUCAUUUUCCAGGGAGGAAACGAGGCCGAACGGGAAACCUUAGGUCGUAAACUGGGGCAGCAUGUCGUGGGAGAAGCCCCCCUGUCCAUGGGCAACAUGGACGACCUGCCCUGCGGCGAGGCUGAGACCCGUCUGCUGCCUCAGACCUUCCUUGGAGACCCCAGCAGGACUGUGGCCCAGUUCCUUAGGGGCCAACAGGCCCGAGUCUUGGACUUUGUCCGAUUUCAGUGUGGAGAAGCAGCCAGUGAGAAAACAGAAUGAACAGAGAUAUUCACCUGUGAUGUAUUGUCUGAGAAAUAAGAUAAAUGUGCACUUUUUAAGUUGUAAACCAUGAAUUUAGAAUUAAGACAUCAAGAUCUACAAAUAAUAGCAGCAGUUAUUUAUCAAUAAAAUGUCAUGAUCAUGAAAUCAUUGUUUAUUUUACAUUGUCACCAAAUGUAAAAUAAAAAGAUUUACUCUGUCA
Molecule: messenger RNA, 952 nt
Organism: Cynoglossus semilaevis (tongue sole)
Lineage: Eukaryota; Metazoa; Chordata; Actinopteri; Pleuronectiformes; Cynoglossidae
Gene: tsfm
Product: Ts translation elongation factor, mitochondrial
Exons: 4
Coding region: 109-750 (213 amino acids)
Biological process (GO): mitochondrial translational elongation
Molecular function (GO): translation elongation factor activity
Source: RefSeq, a predicted model, not a curated record